AUGGAAGGAGUGGAUCUUGUUAGUCCACAGAGAUCCAGACUUCUCUCUGCUGACGCUGAUGGGAACGUCAAAUGUUGGAGCAUGAUGGACCACCUGGCCAACAGCUGGGAGAGCGAGGUGGGCAGUGAAGUGGAAGGAGAUCCAGUAGUGGCCCUUUCCUGGCUGCACAAUGGGGUGAAACUGGCUUUGCACGUGGAGAAGCUGAACUCCCUACUUCCUGUUCUGGGCCGCAAAGGAGUGACCAAUGGAACUUCAAAUCUAGGCCUGGCGCUUGCUUUCCACGAUGGCAGCGUCCACAUCAUCAACCGUCUCUCCUUGCAAACCAUGGCGGUGUUUUAUGGCUCCAGCUCGCAGCGCCCAGUGGAUGACCAGACCAUCAAACGGCAGAGAACGUCGGGCCCUCUGAUCUACUUCAAAGCGAUGCAGAUGUCUUGGACUUCGCUGGCCUUAGUUGGGGUCGAUAGCCACGGAAAGCUUAGCAUGUUCAGGAUCUCUCCCUCCAUGGGGCAUGUUUUGGAUAUGAAUAUUUCCCUCCGUCAUUUGCUUUUCCUGUUGGAGUACUGCAUGGUGACAGGAUAUGACUGGUGGGACAUCCUGCUUCACGUCCAGCCCGGCAUGGUGCAGAAUCUGGUGGAAAAGCUGCACGAGGAAUACAUGCGCCAGAAUGCUGCCCUGCAGCAGGUUCUGUCCACACGCAUCAUUGCCAUGAAAGCCUCACUUUGCAAGCUCUCCUCCAGUACGGUGGCACGUGUGUGUGACUACCACGCUAAGCUUUUCCUGAUCGCCAUCAGUUGCACCCUGAAGUCCCUGCUCCGCCCCCCUGUCCUCAACACGCCCGACAAGACCCCUGGAGACAGGCUCACUGAGAUCUGUGCCAAGAUCACCGAUAUAGAUAUUGACAAAGUGAUGAUUAAUUUGAAGACAGAAGAAUUUGUGCUGGAGAUGACCACCUUGCAAUCUCUCCAACAACUGAUCCAGUGGGUUGGGGACUUUGUGCUCUAUUUGCUUGCCAGUCUCCCCAACCAGGGCUCUGGACCUGCAUCAGGACCUGUUCGGCCAGGUCACAGUUUCCUCCGGGAUGGAGCCUCCCUGGGGAUGCUCCGCGAACUGAUGGUCAUGAUCCGGAUCUGGGGCCUCUUGAAGCCAAGCUGUCUUCCCAUUUAUAUAGCCACGUCUGACACCCAGGACAGCAUGUCCCUCCUUUUCCGGCUUCUUACCAAAUUGUGGCUGUGCUGUCGUGACGAAGGGCACCCCAGCGAGCCGGACGAUACCUUGAUCGAUGAAUGCUGUCUCCUACCCAGCCAGCUCCUCAUCCCAAACAUGGAUUGGCUUCCGGUGAACGAUGCCAUCAUCAGCAAGCUGCAGAACAAGCAGCCGGUCCGGCUGCAGUUUGGAAAGACUCCCGGGAUCAGAGAUGAUCCAAAGUUUAUACGGGAAACCUUGUCAAAAAAAAAUAUGAAAACAUUUUUGCUCCAUACCUUUUGGAGAAGUUUCUCAGCUGGGUGCCAUAUUGUCCCCCUGUUUAGGUGCGGCUGUGUUACAAUGCUCCGUUCCCCCAAUAAGACCACGGCUGUGAAGCAAUGGGAGCAGCGAUGGAUCAAGAAUUGCCUUUGCGGUGGUCUUUGGAGAAGAAUGCCCCUCAGCUACUCAUGAUGGACGCCAGGACUCUUUGUCUUAACCAGAUGGGAUUUCCGAGGAGUUUUGCAGUUUACUCCAGAAACUCCAUUAAAAAAAAAAUGUCCUGGAGGUGAACAAAAUCCCCAACAUAAGAUAUGACAGAAAGAGUUGCGGGUGAUUUUAUCCACCCCUUGGAGGAGAAGACUUUCCUAGGCCGAAGCACCAAGAGAAAUCAAUGGAAGGCGCUGGAAGAGUUUGAAUUGAUUGGCACUUCUGGUAGCCAAAGGAAUUUAGCCAGUGCCAAAGUUGCAUUGAUAUCCCUAAAUUGCACCAUCGUUUCUUCUCUUUAUUAGCUUUUUAAUAUUAUUGAGAUUUUAGCUCAACAUUCAGGAAGGGUUAAAAUGCUACAUUAAAAAUGAAGCAUUUUUUUUUAGCAUUGUUCGAGUUGCAGAAAAGUAGACAAUUGUAGGAAAGCGAAGAGCUUUCCUUGGUGUGGGAAUUUGCUUCGUGCAGAGAAUUGUGGGAGAGGGUUGGGGAAAACAUUUUUACUAUAACAUUCUUCCUUAUUUUUCCACAUGCCCCUGCCACCAAAUUCCCUGUUAUCUAGAAACUAACCUAUUGGAAAACUGAGGUCAAACCUAUUCCAUCCUUCUCUACUUCUGCCUGUUGUCUGAAAUAAUCCAGUCUGAAAUCCUUCCAUUUCAGGAAGAUUUGGUUCUUCUCUCAGCAUACAGCUGAUAUGUCUACUUUUAAACUUCUAGCUCUACAUUUUUCAGAGACCAUUCUUUUGAAAAGGAUGUGGUGAUACAAGGAUGUGAAAACCGUCCUUUUUAAAAAAUUUCCUGGGAUUCCAGACUCCACAGAUCCCUCGGUGCAAGUGUGUGUGUGUGUGUGUGUGUGUGUCUGCCUCCUACAAAGGAGUUGCAAAUUUUUUUGCAAUUUUUUUAAUCCCUCAUGGAUGAGCGGUGGCUUUCUUUGUGCCCAAUAAUUCUGUGUUUUCUCAGAAAAUGGAGACAGCGAAGACGUUAAAGAUAUUCAUGGAUAAGCGAUGGUUUUAUAAAUAUUUUAACGGGAUCAGAGUUUGUACAGAUUGUAAUUCUAGAGUUUUGUAUGCUUUGUAAAUGGAGGACUUCUUUUAUUCUUUGUUUUGCCUCGUGAUGUACUUCCCUGCCUCUCUGAACUUUUAAAGCAAAAAACAAACAAACCCCAAACCCUUACAAGGAACUCCCUCCCUCUCAAAUACAGCUUGGGACAGUUUUUAAAUUCCUUCUGUUUUGAAGUUUGCUUUGCCAUUUUAUUUGCAGGAAACAAUGAUGGGAAGAAAUGGUGGAGGAGA
Thamnophis sirtalis is the source of this 2953-nucleotide messenger RNA. NCBI's taxonomy places the organism in Eukaryota, Metazoa, Chordata, Lepidosauria, Squamata, Natricidae. The record is from RefSeq and is a predicted model, not a curated record.